Adineta ricciae is the source of this 1008-nucleotide messenger RNA. Lineage: Eukaryota; Metazoa; Rotifera; Eurotatoria; Adinetida; Adinetidae. The record is from the annotation of a GenBank genome assembly.
AUGAAUUAUAGUUCUACGAAUAUGGAUACUCGUGCAGUUUGUUUGAUUAAUCUUAUUAAUUUUUUAAAUAAAACGAUUUCUCAAUACGGCCUUGGCAUUAUCUACUUGUUGGGUAACAUUGGAUCGGCGCUGACUUGUCUUGUUUUCUAUCAGCCGACAUUCCGUCAUAGUUCUUGUGCUAUGUAUUUUCUCGCUUCUAAUUUUUCGCAAUUUUUCACUUUCAAUUUCGCUCUCCUCACUCGAAUGCUUUUCUAUGGAUACGAUGUCCGAAUCGCAAACACUUUUGGUUGGUUUUGUAAAGUUCGCUACUACUUAUUCUAUAUUUUUAUCGCCAAUUCUCGUUACAAUAUUAUUAUGGCUUCAAUCGAUCGCUAUUUCGCCAGUUCUCAGAGCGUGCUUUCCCGUCAAUAUAGUUCACCACGAAUUGCUUCACGAGUUAUUCUUAUCGGCGCUAUUACUUGGUGUUUAAUUUACAUUCAAGUUCUCGUUUUCUACGAUAUCUAUGAUGGUAGUUGUCAGUAUCAAACGGGAACAUACGGAAUCUUUUUCAGCAUCUUUAUUUCAAUCGAUAGUGGAGUUCUGCCAAUAGUUGUGAUGCUUAUUUUCGGUUCUCUAACUAUCCGAAAUGUCCACCGAAGUAGACGACGCAUUGGGGUCUUUCCGUCCGUGCGGGGCUACACUCAGACGUCUCAUGGAAAUAGACUAACACGAAGAGACAUGCAAUUAUACCGAAUGUUAAUUAAUCAAAUAAUCCUUUUUACUAUUUUGAACAUACCUAACCCCUGCUAUCUCAUAUAUAAUUCAUUUACUAUCGAAGAUGUCGAACAACCUGUUCGCCAGACCGUGACAGUGUUUGUCAGCAAUAUGACAUACGUGCUUAUUUAUUUUGGAUUUGCUUUAACAUUCGUGAAUUUCGCUAUUUCGUCCAAGAUAUUUCGACGAGAAUUCCAACGACUUAUUCAAAGAAAAGUACAUUGUCUACGCGCACGACACAUGCGUCGAGGUUAA